GAAGCUGGUACUGCUCUCUGCAGCAGGCUCUGAGCCCCCAGACUGGCGGGGAUCUGCGGCCUCCCGAUGCGGGCGGGCGGAGGCGGAGCUCGGCUUUGCAGCGUGCAAUUCCCACCGCCUGCGCCCCAGGCCAGGUGGGGACCGGGCGCUGGGACCCAAGUCCCCCAGAGCCGGCUGGCUGCCUUCGAGCCGAGUCAGCGUCACGGCCGAAUCUAAGUGAGGGGGCAGAGGGAAGGGACAAGGAAGGCUCCGGGGCACUGGAGGGAGCUUCGCGGACGAGAGCUGGGACCCCGCUCGCCAUGGGGGAGGUGGAGAUUUCGGCUCGGGCCUACGUGAAGAUGUGUCUCCACGCCGCCCGGUACCCGCACGCCGCCGUCAACGGGCUCUUGCUGGCGCCCGCGCCGCGGUCGGGAGAAUGCCUGUGUCUCACCGACUGUGUGCCCCUUUUCCACAGCCACCUAGCCCUGUCCGUCAUGCUGGAGGUCGCCCUCAACCAGGUGGAUGUGUGGGGCGCGCAGGCCGGUCUGGUAGUGGCUGGGUACUACCAUGCCAAUGCAGCUCUGGACGAUCAGAGCCCUGGGCCCUUGGCCUUGAAAAUCGCUGGGCGGAUUGCAGAAUUCUUCCCUGAUGCAGUACUUAUUAUGUUGGAUAAUCAGAAACUGGUGCCUCAGCCUCAUGUGCCCCCAGUCAUAGUCCUGGAAAACCAUGGUCUCCGCUGGGUCCCCAAGGACAAGAACUUAGUGAUGUGGAGGGACUGGGAAGAGUCACGGCAGAUGGUGGGAGCACUAUUGGAGGGCCGGGCCCACCAGCACCUUGUGGACUUUGACUGCCACCUUGACGACAUCCGGCAGGACUGGACCAACCAACAGCUCAACACCCAAAUCACCCAAUGGGUUGGUCCCACCAAUGGAAAUACCUGAGUCAGGGCUGGGAGGUGGGAGGGAAAGGGUCAGGAUCCAAUAAAGAUAUUUGGGCUGAA
Molecule: messenger RNA, 979 nt
Organism: Neofelis nebulosa (Clouded leopard)
Lineage: Eukaryota; Metazoa; Chordata; Mammalia; Carnivora; Felidae
Gene: EMC9
Product: ER membrane protein complex subunit 9
Exons: 5
Coding region: 300-920 (206 amino acids)
Cellular component (GO): EMC complex
Source: RefSeq, a predicted model, not a curated record